Knipowitschia caucasica is the source of this 861-nucleotide messenger RNA. The record is from the annotation of a GenBank genome assembly. Lineage: Eukaryota; Metazoa; Chordata; Actinopteri; Gobiiformes; Gobiidae.
AUGUUGUGUCGUUUGUCUCAGGCUCUCAUCUCGUCUCCAUUUGAAGUCCCUGCAGAGAAACUGAGGAACGUGACUUUGACAUUACACAAGGUGCACACGGCCAGGGCUUUGUGUCGGUCUGUCUGCGGCGGAACUCACGGAACUCACGGGGACCACUGGAGAUCACCGGGAACCCAGCCGUGUCCGAGCCUAGAUCCGUGUUCCCUGGGCUCUCUCUGGCAGCACCGGGGCAGAGGGGCUACGCUAGCGGCGACGUGUGUGUUCCCCACGCCGCUCUCCUGCUCACGUCACGGGCGUCACGUUACGAAGGACCGGCUGGUUGUGGCUCAUGCGUGUCUCCCUGCUCUUUUACUGGGACACAGCUCCAGAAUCAUGCAGACCAGAGCCGCUUCCACCGCAACGAAACGACGCGAGAUCUCCGAGCAGCACAGUGACACCGACAAAGGGGAGGAACAGACUCAGAGAGGCGACCCCUCACCUCUUGAGAAGGAUUCUGGGAAACCUGAGGCCCCUCCAGAGGAAGAGAAACCCAACAAGACACAACAGUUAAAGAAAGUAUUCAAAGAAUAUGGAGCUGUGGGCGUGUCCUUUCACAUCAGCAUCUCCCUCAUGUCUCUGGGCAUGUUCUACCUCCUUGUGUCCAGUGGGAUCGACAUGGGCGCUCUUCUCUGCAAACUCGGUUUCAGUGAGACUGUUGUCAAGUCCAAGAUGGCCGCCGGGACCAGCACCUUUGUUUUGGCCUACGCUGUUCACAAGCUGUUCGCUCCGGUCCGAAUGAGCAUCACGCUGGUGUCGGUGCCGCUGAUCGUCCGCCAUUUUAGAAAGAUUGGACUGUUCAAGACGCCUCCGACAGCACCUUAG